GGAACAUGGAUCACCUGGCAGCAAUGAACAUUCACUCUUGGAACCAAAGCCUCCACUGGGCGCCGCCCGCCAGCCCUCCUACUCGCAGCAUCACGCCCUCACGGAUGUCACACAAGGCAAAGGCCUUCACCAUCGACGCCCUUCUGGGACUUGACACUCAAAAGGACCUUCCUGUCCCGACCGCCUCCCCGCCUGCAUCUCCGCUCUCCCUCCUUCAGCGGGAGUCCUCCGACACCGGCCUCAGGGACGCCCCCGGAAAGCUCAAGCGCCAUCGCACAGUGUUCACGGACUCGCAGCUUCAGCGGCUGGAGGAGGAGUUCCAGCGGCAGCAGUACCUGGUGGGCCCCGAGCGGAGGCAGCUGGCGAGCCAACUUCAGCUGAGUGAUUUACAACUGAAAGUGUGGUUCCAGAACCGACGCAUCAAGUGGCGGAAGAACCAGUUCAACCCGAGCGAGGAACAGAGCACUUGUUUGUCUCCAGAGGCAACAGAACAAGAAAAAUGAAGUUACAUCUGAGAAUGAAACCGGCCCAGUGAUAGUCUUUGCAUAAUUAUUACUUAUUUAUUACUCUAUCAAU
Messenger RNA from Penaeus vannamei (Pacific white shrimp), 576 nucleotides. Its product is annotated as homeobox protein notochord-like. Gene Ontology annotation, biological process: neuron differentiation; central nervous system development; brain development. Gene Ontology annotation, molecular function: DNA-binding transcription factor activity, RNA polymerase II-specific; RNA polymerase II cis-regulatory region sequence-specific DNA binding. Gene Ontology annotation, cellular component: nucleus. NCBI's taxonomy places the organism in Eukaryota, Metazoa, Arthropoda, Malacostraca, Decapoda, Penaeidae. The record is from RefSeq and is a predicted model, not a curated record.